CCAAUCACAGGCGAGUCUCCACCCUGCGCUUGCUCCGUAUUGGCGGGCCGCUGCAGGAAUGUAAACUAUUCAACAUGGAGACGGCAGUAGAUAAGCUGGAAGCUUUGUUCCAGAAAGCUGAGGCCGAUAUAGAGUAUGUGGAAAAGCGUCUGAAAUUUGACUUCAUGACCAACGCUCGAGAGAAUGGAGCUGUUGAGGGAAACCCAGUUCAGCUCCUGGAGAACCUGGCUGCUAUUAAGGCACGUCAUGCCGCUCUGUGCAUGCAGGUGGAGGAGAUCGCGGCUGAGCAGAAACGCUCCAUGGACUCAAUCCGAUCUCACUUAGACACCACAGUAAAGCUGGUGGAGGAGCUUCACAGCACGGCUGAUUGCCAGGUUCCUCCCUUCAGUGUAGAAGAGCAGGAGGCGAGGGAGGCCCUGUGCUCGUCAGUGGCUGCUCUUUCUGUAGAGGGGCCGUCUGAACCUGCUGUCCAGGAGGAGUGUAACUCACACAGACGUUGUGGGGAAGUGACGGAUGCUGAGUUUGACGCUGUUCCACGAAGCAUCCGAGGAAGCCUCAAGCUGAAUGACCUCAACACACUCUACAGGCAACUAGCGGAUCACUUCUCAUCAGAAAAAAACAGAGCUCCACUGAGUUUACAGAAGAUGAAGAAACUGAACAUGAAAGUCAGCGAUGGAGCAGUUAAAACACUACAGCACCUCUUACUCGUUGAGACAGACAAGAAGGGCAGCAUUUCUCUGUGCUGAACAGACUGAGCUAAAACAUUACAGACCCUCCAAGACAUCUUCCACAGCACUCUUGUAUAGCUGGAGAGUGAUGCAGGUGUCUCAGAGUCUGAAUCACCUGUACUGAGAGGAAAGCCGGAGUUCCACAUGAACCCACGCUGCUGUUUUUUCUGAACUGUCCAUUAUGCAGGUUAUUUAAUUACCCAGCAAUCCAAGAAAAUACUGGAAGGAAGGCACACACGAUGCGUGUGUUUGAGUGCAGAUGGUGGAUUUUGAAACUUGUCGUCUACCAGGUAAAUGUCAUAUUGCUCCUACCUGAAAAUCCUCCAGUGGUUAUCACCACUGAAAAUCUCGGAAAUACUAUUUUUGUACACAACAUAUUUUAAUUAAACCCAUACUUCUUGGUACAUGAAAUCAUCCUGAAACAAGUGAAAAUUUCUAAUAUUCCAUAUUCUUGUUCAGAGAGGUGUCAGUAUUAUUCAGCCUGUUUCUAGAUAUUGUUAGUGGUAAUUCAUGAAGUGAAAUUUAAUUUCUAAUAUUCACUAAUUCAUAUAUAUUUUGAUCUGUUGAAAUAGAAAAUAAUUUCAAUAGAACAAGAAGGCCUACAAUCACAUUCCAUUAAAUGCUCAUGCAUGUGUUAACUGGAUGAAUUCAUUGGCUGAGAUACUUUUUGCAGUGUGUGAAUAGCAUUGUGUGGAUCUAGGGAAAAGCUCUGUCUGCUGUUGCUCUCAGAAUGAAGUUAGGUGGCAUUUCAGAUGAUAAAGAUCUGUGCAGAAAUAUUCAUUCAGUCUCAUUCAGCCAAUUAAAUGUUACCGAAUCUGCCAGGAGCUUUGCAACAGAAAAAAAUGAUUUUUUUAAUCACAAAGUACUGAAACCAUUGCUAGGAGUGUUCUAUUGUGUUGUAUUUGUUUAAUUAAAGCAUCAUCAAACAGAA
Molecule: messenger RNA, 1659 nt
Organism: Astyanax mexicanus (Mexican tetra)
Lineage: Eukaryota; Metazoa; Chordata; Actinopteri; Characiformes; Acestrorhamphidae
Gene: ska2
Product: spindle and kinetochore associated complex subunit 2
Exons: 7
Coding region: 75-746 (223 amino acids)
Biological process (GO): cell division; mitotic cell cycle; chromosome segregation
Cellular component (GO): outer kinetochore; spindle microtubule
Molecular function (GO): microtubule binding
Source: RefSeq, a predicted model, not a curated record